Aspergillus thermomutatus is the source of this 1914-nucleotide messenger RNA. Its product is annotated as transcription factor domain-containing protein. The record is from RefSeq and is a predicted model, not a curated record. Gene Ontology annotation, molecular function: DNA binding; DNA-binding transcription factor activity, RNA polymerase II-specific; zinc ion binding. The transcript has 4 exons. Gene Ontology annotation, biological process: DNA-templated transcription; regulation of DNA-templated transcription. Lineage: Eukaryota; Fungi; Ascomycota; Eurotiomycetes; Eurotiales; Aspergillaceae. Bases 1 to 1914 code for a protein of 637 amino acids.
AUGCAUUCCGUUCCAAGACGUACAAGAACUGCCGAGUCUGGAGCUUGUUCAAACUGCGUUAAGACGAGGCAGCGAUGUUACAUUGGAGUCAGCGGAGGCUCGUGUUCGUCUUGUCGUCGGGCCAAAUUGGACUGUGAUGCUCAUGAGAGCACAACUCCUCGUAGCGUGACUGAGGAGCCAUCCUCGUGGCUCACAUAUUGUCCCGAGGAUAUAUUCGCCUCGCAACUCAAACAGAGCGAGCGAGAAUGCAGCCUGAAGAACGGCAUGGCCGGGAAUCCUGCCGUCUUAUCAACCAUCCCCCUCGACUACCACAUCUCUAUCAUCAAUCAACUUUUCGGGCCCGCCUCCGACGCUCCACCGGCUGUCCACUUGCCGAGCUACCUGGCCGAUCUCCCAGGCAGACUGCACAGGGACGAUGUCGAGUAUCUUCGACGCAGUGGGGCGCUUGACCUCCCCAGCGACACGCUCCGCAACGAGCUACUAAAGAGCUAUCUGCUCUGGGUCCAUCCGCACAUGCCUAUCUUGGGGUUGCAUGAAUUUCUAUCAGCUGUCGCCAGCGAUAAUGAAUCUCAUCAAAUCGGUCUAUUGUUAUUUCACGCCGUGCUGUUUGCUGCGUCAGCUUUUAUCGAAGUAUGCCAUAUCCGUGCCGAGGGCUAUCCUUCGCGCGGUGUUUUUCGUGAGCGUCUAUCCCGGAAAGUGCAGGUGCUUCUCGAUCUCGCAUGCGAAGACGACCGUCUCGCUAAUGCUCAAGCGAUUCUGUUGAUGGUGUCUUAUCCUGAGCCGCACCGCGACCAGAAAGAACUUACCCACUGGUUGGGUAUCUGCAUCUCUAUGAUCAGCUCGAGUCAGACUCAAAUGAUCAAGACAAAUGCAAGAAAGCAACAAAUAUGGAGACGGACGUGGUGGUCCAUAUUCGAUCAUGUGCGGCUAACAUCGAGUAAUCUUCUUACUUUGAUGAACAUUCAAGGAAACGGCAGUCAAUGCGAAAUCCCUCUACCGAAUACGGCCGAUUUCAGAUUCGGUGCCUUAUCACCCAACGUCCAAACUUUGGUAGGCAGCUGCGACUUUCUCCGCGAUGUGCAGUAUCAACAGUUCCAAGCGAGGUUGUUCAUUGAGAAAUCCAAGCUCUGUCAGAUAGAACAAUUGCCCGGACUAUUAGAAGACUUAUCCGACUCACCCAGCCGCGAAGGGCGAUCUUCAGAUGCGGAAAACAAGGCCUCACCUACCGAAGUCGCCGAGUUUGCUCAGAAAUUGAGCAGAUGGCACGCACAAUUGCCACCGGCGCUUCAUCAUCAAUCACCGGCCUCAUCCGCUGUCACAGAGCUGGAGAAGUUCAUACUUGUCCAUCGUGCCUGGCUGCUCUUGCUUUAUCUCGCCUCGGCGUACGUCGCCUGCAGUCGCAGUGUAGGGAGGAACAGCCACGCAAAAGAGCACAUCCUAAACAAAAUCAGUCUCGUCUUCGAUGAACUGCAUCGCUUGAACCUCACCAACCUACUUCCUAUUUCCAGCAUCGCUAUUCUCGUUCCGGCACUGGAGUUUCACAUCAAGGCUGUCGAAUCGGCUUACCCUCAAACGAACGCAGCGAGUCAAAGAAUGCUCCAGCAAUACUCGGAAAUCCUGCAUCAAUUGCAAGAGAACUCUGCUCUUGCCGACCGCAUGAUUGCGAAAUUGAGCAAUGUCAUUGCUCCUAGAACUCCUCGGGGCGAUCUGACGAGAUUGAUCGCUUCAGAAUCCGCCAUGGUAGAACAAUCCGCCUCGCAUCCUGAUUUUGAACUAAAGGAAAAUGACGACUUGUACCUUUUCUUGGAAUCCGGCAUGUCCUUUGCAAAUGUUAUCCCGUCGGCAGAUAACAGUGCAACCAUUGGGGUUGAUCCGCCCCUCAGUAAUGAGAGCUAUCUUGCACAAUUUUUGUGA